Messenger RNA from Durusdinium trenchii, 1476 nucleotides. NCBI's taxonomy places the organism in Eukaryota, Dinophyceae, Suessiales, Symbiodiniaceae. The record is from the annotation of a GenBank genome assembly.
CCCUCACUGGCAUUUCAACCAUAAAUUGGAGGCGUUUGACACCCGCCAAACUGCCGAUGCCAUGCUGUCUCUUUUGACUAUCCUCUUUAGCUUGACUGGAGCAAUUGGAGGCAACCACAGCUGUCACGCCGUGGACUUGGAUGCUGAGCCGGUGCAACUGAACCUGCUCCAGGCAGCCGCAGUCAAAGGAGCCCCGCAUGUCCGACAACAGGUAGAGACAUCGCCAGUGUCGCUGGUGCAGAGGUCAGCAGCCAAUGUUGGCUUGGUGGCCAUCAUGGAGAAAGCAAGCGCAGGUGAAUGGAGCUUCUACAAGGAGGUGGUGCGCGAUAACGUCGGUGGUGGCACCUGGCAGGCUCUUAUUUUUGCUGGGAUCUUUUUGGCAUCAGUCUUCGGUCUCUACUGGAUGGCCUAUGGAUAUAGUGAUGACAAGCAAGAUGGACGCCGUGACCCCACACGGAUCCUGGAAAAUAAGCAAUCACCUGCUGGACAUUUGCUUUCUGGAAGGCAGAUGUAUCCAGCCAUGAGCCAACGACCGACUUUGGAGCAUGGUUCCAUGCGCUCGUUGGUCAUGGGCACAGCUCCUGGUAGCAGCGCCUUGCCACGCAAGUCCACAGGCGACAAUUGGUAUCCGGAGCUUCCGACCAUGUACCCGCCUUUGGUCAUCCCAGCGGCGCAUACGCGCUUGGCUGUGCCGGUGUCACCUUUGAUGGGACACGAGCAGUUUGAGGUGGAUGUCUUGGGAUUGUCAGGUGUGCCUUUGCUGACGGCCAGUUUGGUCCAAGAGAAUGGCAUGAGCAAGGUCCAGAUUACCCUGCACAGCGCAGGUACUUUGCUUGCGAUUGUCACUGCGGCCAAAGAGGUCUAUGGCAGCGAUGGAACACAUUUUGGCACUUUGGUUAAGGACGACCCCAAUAGUUUGCAGCAAACCCUGCGGGAUCGUGCUGGGAGGCCUUUGCUGGCAGUCAGCACUCGUCAGGACCGUAGGGACUACAAGAUGACGUCUAUUUCAGGAGGUCGUGUCAUUGAACGAGCCACGGCUGUGUGGCGCCCCAAGGGCAAGCUGCCGGCGGACCACUAUGAGGUAGUUGCCAACCCUAAUGUUGAUGCAGUGCUGGUGUUGGCAUGCUUCCUGGCGGUCGUGGUCUUCAGGACCUCGGUAUCUUCACCUGCAGGCAGCAGCACAGCAGGCCCCAGCAGAGCUGCACCUUCGGAUGCCAACCUCACGGGCCGCUAUUGGGGCUAUCGGGAGGAUUGAGCCAGUUGAGAGCCGAGCGCCGCGUCAAUUUGCUUCACCCUUUCUGACUGGCUAGCCUUUGCACGUUCGCCACAGCUUAAGAGCCCCUGCAAAAGACUUUGAUGAAAUGGCCUGCAGCUCUUACAUCUUACGUAUACAGUAUAGGAAUGUCGGAGUUUUUGUGAAUUGCUCGUGCUUUAUCAGUCACUGUGCUACCUGUACAGCACCAUGCGAAACAGUAU